AUGCAUAUAAAAAUGAGCAAAUUAAAAGUUGGUCUAAUUAACAAACAUCACUUCUUUCUCCCUACAAAUUCUUUCACUCUUACCUCUAAAUCAAAACAAACAACCAAAAAACAUGAGUUGUAACAUUCCUUCAAAAUUGUUGCUGACAACAUUGUUCAUGUUCUUUGUAUUCAAAACAGAAUCAUUAGUAUUUUCAGACCAAAGACUUGCAAAAGUAUAUCCAGUGAUUCAAAAAUUCAAGUCUUUGAUUACUUCAGAUCCAUUAGGUGUAACAAAAUCAUGGGUUGGUUCAAAUAUAUGCAACUACAAAGGUUUCUAUUGUGAUAAUCCACCAGAUAACAACUCUGCUAUUGCUUUAGCUUCAAUUGAUUUCAAUGGUUUUCAACUUUCAGCUUCAACACUUGAUGGUUUCAUUGAUAAACUUCCUGAUAUUGCUCUUUUUCAUGCAAAUUCUAACAAUUUUGUUGGAUCAAUCACACCCCUAAUAAGAAAUUUACCUUAUCUUUAUGAGCUUGAUUUAAGCAACAAUAAAUUAUCAGGUCCUUUUCCAAAUUCUGUUCUUGGUAUGAACAGUUUAACAUUCUUGGAUUUAAGGUUCAAUUUUUUCUCUGGUGGAGUACCACCACAAAUUUUCACAGAAAAUCUUGAAGUACUUUUUAUUAACAACAAUUUAUUGACACAAAAUUUGCCUGAUAAUUUUGACACAACAAAAAGUGGUAAUCAUAUUUUUUUACUAACUUUGGCUAAUAACAAAUUUUCUGGUCCAAUACCAAGAAAUCUUCCUAAGGCUUUGUCAACUUUAGCUGAGGUUGUUUUGUUAAACAAUGAUUUAACAGGUUGUUUACCUUAUGAAAUUGGUUACCUUGAAGAAGCUAUUGUUUUUGAUGUUGGAAAUAAUCAACUUACUGGUCCUUUACCUUUGUCUCUUAGUUGUCUUGAGAAAGUUGAGGUUGUUAAUUUGGCUGGUAACAUGUUUUAUGGGAUGGUGCCAGAUGUUUUGUGUGAAGGGUUGGAGAAUUUGGUUAAUUUUUCUUUGUAUGAUAACUAUUUUACUCAUGUGGGACCCUUUUGUAGGAUGUUGAUUGAAAGAGGUAUUCUUGAUGUUGGAAAGAAUUGUAUUCUUGAUCUUCCUUUUCAGAGAUCAGUGAUUGAAUGUGCUGAUUUCUUUUCAAGACCAAAGAUGUGUCCUUUCAUGUGGUUUCAUAGUUUUUUUCCUUGUAAUGUUCCUUUAAAAAAAUCACAUGUUUCUUCCAUUCCUUAGAUGAAAUGUAUGUAUCUUUUUCCUUCACAUUUCAUUUGGUUUGCAAUUCUUUAUGUUCUUUUUUUUCUUAUCAUGUAUAAUAUGUAUAAUAAUUGUGUUCAACAGUCAGUUUCUAAUUGUUUAUUUGCAAAUGACAUGUUAUGUUACUUCAAAGUCAUA
Cicer arietinum (chickpea) is the source of this 1420-nucleotide messenger RNA. RefSeq lists its product as uncharacterized. Gene Ontology annotation, molecular function: protein binding. The record is from RefSeq and is a predicted model, not a curated record. NCBI's taxonomy places the organism in Eukaryota, Viridiplantae, Streptophyta, Magnoliopsida, Fabales, Fabaceae.